UGGGUGCGCUUCCCCCGACCUCUUGGCUGGAGGAUGUCCGGCGCCGGCGGGCACUAGCUCGGAGAAGAUGGACGCAGAGGAGCCGCCGUGCGCCAGCUCGUCCCCCGAGAAACGCUACUUUCCCGACUCCCUGGACUCCAGCGACGGCGGCGAGGACGGGGCGCUGGCCUGCGAGGACCUGGAACUGAACCCCUUCGACGGGCUGCCCUAUUCGUCCCGCUACUACAAACUCUUGAAAGAGAGAGAAGAGCUGCCCAUAUGGAAGGAGAAGUACUCGUUCAUGGAGAACCUGCUUCAGAACCAGGUCGUCAUCAUCUCGGGAGACGCCAAGUGCGGCAAGAGCUCGCAGGUCCCGCAGUGGUGCGCCGAGUACUGCCUCUCUGUCCACUACCAGCACGGCGGGGUGGCCUGCACGCAGGUCCACAAGCAGACGGCCAUCCAGCUGGCCCUGCGGGUCGCCGAUGAGAUGGACGUCAACAUCGGGCACGAGGUCGGCUACGUGAUCCCCUUUGAGAACUGCUGCACCAGCGAGACCAUCCUGAGGUACUGCACGGACGACAUGCUGCAGCGGGAGAUGAUGUCCAGCCCCUUCCUGGGCAGCUACGGCGUCAUCGUGCUGGACGACGUGCACGAGCGCCGCAUCGCCACCGACGUGCUGCUGGGGCUGCUCAAGGACGUGCUGCUGGCGCGGCCCGAGCUGAAGCUGGUCAUCAACGCCUGCCCGCGCCUGGCGCCCGCCCUGCGCGCCUACUACGGGCCCGUGCCGCUGCUGGAGGUCCGGAACCAGCACCCCGUGGAGGUGGUGCACGUCGGCGGCGGCGCCCACGGCCACUCCCUGCAGCCCGCGCUGAGCCUCAUCUUCCAGAUCCACCGCUCGGGCGAGAGCGGCGACAUCGUGGUGUUCCUGGCCUGCGAGCAGGAUAUCGAGAAAGCCUACGAGAUUGUCUGUCGCGAAGGGUCAGACUUGAACCCCGACCUCGGGGAGCUGGUGGUGGUGCCGCUGCUGCCCCAGGAGCGGUGCACGCUGUUCAAGCCGGGCGAGGAGCCGGGACCGCGAGGGCCUCCGGGCCAGCGCCGCGUGGUGCUGACGGCCAGCCCGGGCGAGUCGCUCAUCUGCGGCCACUCCGUGCGCUUCGUGAUCGACAUGGGCGUGGAGAGGCGGAAGGUGUACAACCCUCGAAUCCGGGCUGACUCACUCGUCCUGCAGCCCGUGAGCCAGAGCCAGGCCGACAUCCGCAAACAGAUCCUCAGUGCCUCGUCUUCAGGCAAGCUGUUCUGCCUGUAUUCAGAAGAGUUCGCCGCCAGAGACAUGCUGCCCCUGAAGCCGGCCGAGAUGCAGGAGGCCAACCUCACCAGCCUGGUGCUGUUCAUGAAGCGGGUGGACAUCGCCGGCCUCGGCCACUGCGACUUCAUGAAUAGGCCAGCCCCCGAGAGCCUGAUGCAGGCGCUGGAGGACCUGGACUACCUGGCCGCGCUGGACAACGACGGCAACCUGUCCGAGUUCGGCAUCAUCAUGUCCGAGUUCCCGCUCGACCCGCAGCUCUCCAAGUCCAUCCUGGCGUCCUGCGAGUUCGACUGCGUGGACGAGAUGCUGACCAUCGCCGCCAUGGUGACAGCCCCGCCGUGCUUCUCAUAUCUGCCACCGGAGUCCGAGGCGGGGGCCCCGCCGCGCUGGAAGAUGUUCCUGCACCCGGACGGGGACCACUUCACCCUCAUCAACAUCUACAAGGCCUACCAGGACACGGCCCAGAGCUCCGCCAGCGAGCACUGCGUGGAGACGUGGUGUCACGACCACUUCCUCAGCAGCUCGGCGCUCAGGAUGGCCGAGGUCAUCCGCGCGGAGCUCGUGGAGAUCAUCAAGCGCAUCGAGUUGCCCUACGCCGCGCCCGCCUUCGGCUCGCCGGAGAACACCCUGAACCUCAAGAAGGCGCUGGUGUCCGGCUUCUUCAUGCAGAUCGCGCGGGACGUGGACGGCUCGGGCAACUACCUGAUGCUGACGCAGAAGCAGGUGGCCCAGCUGCACCCGCUGUCGGGCUACGCGGUCACCAAGAAGAUGCCCGAGUGGGUCCUCUUCCACAAGUUCAGCAUCUCCGACAACAACUACAUCCAGGUCACCUCAGAGAUCUCCCCAGAACUGUUCAUACAGCUGGCGCCUCAGUACUACUUUAGUAACCUACCUCCGAGCGAAAGCAAGGACAUCCUCCAGCAAGUCAUGGACCACACGUCCCCGACGGCCGCGGGGAGGAAGGAGCCGAGCGUGUGCGAGCCCGGCCCGGACACCCCCGAGCAGAGGUGCACGGUCCAGUGACCAGCCCUCCUGCCGACGCCGGGGCCCGCCCGGGACAGUCCCAGAAAACUAACUUUGUAUAGUAUUUAAAAAUAAAAAUAGACUUUUUAUUGUGUUCUUUAA
Sorex fumeus (smoky shrew) is the source of this 2410-nucleotide messenger RNA. It is a transcript of the gene DHX32, whose product is annotated as DEAH-box helicase 32 (putative). The record is from RefSeq and is a predicted model, not a curated record. Gene Ontology annotation, cellular component: intracellular anatomical structure; spliceosomal complex. The coding region runs from base 68 to 2308 and encodes 746 amino acids. The transcript has 11 exons. Gene Ontology annotation, molecular function: RNA binding. Lineage: Eukaryota; Metazoa; Chordata; Mammalia; Eulipotyphla; Soricidae.